Molecule: messenger RNA, 1258 nt
Organism: Oncorhynchus tshawytscha (Chinook salmon)
Lineage: Eukaryota; Metazoa; Chordata; Actinopteri; Salmoniformes; Salmonidae
Product: schwannomin-interacting protein 1
Exons: 7
Coding region: 82-831 (249 amino acids)
Biological process (GO): positive regulation of hippo signaling
Cellular component (GO): plasma membrane; cell junction
Source: RefSeq, a predicted model, not a curated record
GGUACAUGAGUGGUUCUCCUGGGUCUGGCUCACUGCAGUGUAGGGAAGGGUAGCGCUGCUGCCUGUACAAUGCGCUGAAGGAUGGUGCAUCAGGAGAAACGUGUCUACCAGGCCCAGAGGAAUGACAGAGAGUCCAUCAGGCAGAAGCUGGCUCUUGGCAGUUUCUAUGACGACGAGGAGCCAGUCAUCUACAACAGCUGCAGCAAGAACGGCCUUCCCACCCGUCCUCCAAGUGGUGUGAACCUGCAGGUGUGUUUUGUGAAUGACAGCAGCAGUGACAAGGACAGCGAUGCCGAGGACAGUAAGACAGAGACCAGCCUGGAUACGCCGCUGUCACCCGUGGUACACGCUAUAGAUAGUAAGCAGAGUUCGUCGCUGUCGGACCGGGACACGGGCGAGGAGGACUCGGACCCCCUAGAGGACUGUGGCUUCUGGCGGGUGCAGCGGCGGCUCCAGGAGGAGGCCAGGGUGGCGCUGGCGUUGGCUCGCCCCAUGGCCCGCAUGCAGGUAGAGGUGGAGAGACAGAUCCAGCUCCACCGUCGCUCGCCCGUCGCAGACCUGCUGCCCCACCUGCCCCACAUCAGUGAGGGUCUGAUGAAGAGGAGUCUGAGGAGGGGCGACAUGAGGGACAUGAGCCUGGGCCAGCUCCAGGUCAUCACCAACGAUCUGCACUCACAAAUACAGAGCCUGAAUGAGGAGCUGGUGCAGCUGUUGCUGAUGAGAGAUGAGCUUCAUGUGGAGCAGGAUGCCAUGCUGGUGGACGUAGAGGACAUGACCAGGCAUGCUCAGAGCCAGCAGAGACACAUGGCAGAGAAAACCCUCUCCAAAUAAAACCCCGGCCACCUGUCCCCAUCAUCAACCACGUCACAUGACAACCACAACCACCACAGAGCAGUGGUCAACAACCCUGAUCCUGGACACCAAUAAGGCAUGCAGGCUUUUGUUCCAGCCCAGCACUUUUACAGCUGAUUCAACUCAUCAAUAUCUUUUGAUGCCUAGUUGAUUAGGUGAUUCAGGUAUGUUAGUACUAGGCUGGACCAAGCCUGGACAUGCUUUAGCUCGUCAGGGCUACCGUCCACUACUAAAGGACCCCACCCUCCCGGGAGUCACAUAGGGCCCUGAGUUUUACGUGGUCAGGCAAAAGUCCAGUCCCCAGUCAUAAACCACGUCUCGUAAUGACAGCUUGAUCAAAUCAAAUCAAAUCAAAUCAAAUCAAAUCAAAUGUAUUUAUAUAGCCCUUCGUACAUCAGCUGAUAUC